This is a messenger RNA of Aspergillus puulaauensis, 1065 nucleotides long. Its product is annotated as TauD/TfdA dioxygenase family protein. The coding region runs from base 1 to 1065 and encodes 354 amino acids. Lineage: Eukaryota; Fungi; Ascomycota; Eurotiomycetes; Eurotiales; Aspergillaceae. The record is from RefSeq and is a predicted model, not a curated record. The transcript is spliced from 4 exons. Gene Ontology annotation, molecular function: 2-oxoglutarate-dependent dioxygenase activity. Gene Ontology annotation, cellular component: cytoplasm.
AUGACUCUUUCUGUUACCACCGAGACCGCAGUCCCUGCUGCAGAAGGCCGUGGACGAGUGCCUUUGAAGCUAAGUGGUGCUCUGGAUGCUUAUGAGUCUUUUGAUGUCACACCAGUCAUUGGACGCGAGUUUCCCAACGCAAGCGUAAAGGACUUCCUGUGUGCUCCGAACUCUGAUGAACUGCUUCGAGAUCUUGCCAUUACUAUUUCCCAGCGCGGAGUAGUCUUCUUCCGGAAGCAGGAUGAUCUGACUGACAGCUUGCAAAAAGAACUCGCGCAGCGACUUGGACAGCUGUCGGGAAAGCCAAAGACAUCUGGAUUACAUAUUCACCCAGUUGCCAACUCACGCCGAAAGGUAAGCGUCAAGGAUGACGAGAUCAGCGUGAUCAACUCGCAGGAGGGGAAAAAGCUGUACAAAUCGCGUGUUACCCGGCACCAGACCGCCAGAAAGGAGUGGCAUAGCGACAUUACUUUUGAACCCAUUCCGAGCGACUUUACAAUGUUGCGUUUGACCGUUCUCCCAAGGACUGGCGGUGAUACUCUGUGGGCUUCGGGAUACGAGGUAUAUGACCGGCUCUCACCACCUUACCAGAAAUUCCUGGAAGGGUUGACUGCAACGUUUUCGCAGCCCCAAUUCAACCAAUUUGCGAAGGAUAGCGGCUUCGAGGUUUUCAAGGGCCCUCGCGGUGCCCCUGAGAAUUUCGGGGAAGAGCUGCGUGCUGAGCACCCAGUGAUCCGCACCAACCCUGUUACAGGAUGGAAGAGUGUCUUUGCCGUCGGCACUCAUGUCGAGAAAAUCAACGGGCUGACCGAUGAAGAGAGUAAACAUCUCUCCGACUGGUUCGUAAACUUGAUCAUGGAGAAUCAUGAUCUGCAAGUGCGCUUCCGUUGGCAAAACCCGAAUGAUCUCGCGAUCUGGGAUAACCGGUCCACAUAUCACGCAGCGACCUGGGACUACGAAGAUGUUGGUCCACGGGCUGGUCACCGCGCUGUCAGUCUAGGAGAAGUGCCGUUUUAUGACCCAAAUAGCACUGGAAGACGCGAAGCACUGGAGAAAGGCGAAUAA